AUGGUUCGCAAUCUUGUCGUCAUCGGAGGUAACUCCCACCCUCAGUUGACUCAGAGCAUUUGCGGUGUCCUUGGCAUUCCUCCCGCGGAGGUUCUGCUCUCAAAAUUCGCCGUGGGUGAGACUCGAGUUGAAAUCCAAGAGUCCGUCCGUGAAAAGGAUGUCUAUAUCAUUCAAUCCGGCGGCGGAAAAGUCAACGACCACCUGCUAGAGCUUCUCAUCACCAUUUCCGCCUGCAAGACUGCCUCUGCCCGCCGAGUCACCGCCGUCCUCCCUCUUUUCCCUUACUCUCGUCAGAGUGACAUUCCUUAUGACAAGGCCGGCGCUCCCCUCGUCAAGGCAUCUGUGGGGGGUAAAUCCGGCAAUGGCUACACAUUCGAGAGCACCCCUGUGACUCCGGCUCCUGGUGGAAAAACCGAAGGCCUGGGCUUGAUGAAUGGAAUGGAAAGCCUCCAGAAGAGUCUUGCCAAGGCUCAGAUUGAGGACAGCACUGGCAGCCCUGUGAAGCGGCGGGUCAACGGUCUGCCCCGCAGCGACACAACAGAUUCCCUCAAGUCUAUGAGCAACGGCACCGACGACGCAGCGAGCAGCACCUCCAAGAUCAAUACCUUCCAGCCGCGUCCCGGUUACAAACAGUGGGUUGCACAGGCCGGCACCCUGGUGGCAGAUUUGCUUACCUGCGCCGGCGCCGAUCACAUCAUCACCAUGGAUUUGCACGACCCGCAGUACCAGGGAUUCUUUGAUAUCCCCGUCGAUAACCUUUACGGCCGACCUCUUCUGAAGAGCUACAUUCAGCGCAACAUCCCAAAUUACAAGCAGGCUGUCAUUGUCAGCCCCGAUGCUGGAGGUGCCAAGCGCGCUACGGCAAUUGCUGACCAAAUGGGCAUGGAGUUUGCCCUGAUCCACAAGGAGCGCCGCCCCACCAAAAUCACUGACCGCCAGAAUGCUACCAUGAUGUUGGUUGGCGAUGUCCGUGAUCGGAUAACCAUUCUGAUUGAUGAUCUGGCGGAUACCUCCAAUACGAUUACUCGCGCUGCCAAGUUGCUCAAGAAGGAAGGCGCAUCUCAGGUAUAUGCCCUUCUCACUCAUGGUAUCCUGAGUGGUGACGCUAUCGAGCGCAUCAACGCCAGUGCCCUUGACAAGGUCGUUGUGACCAACAGCGUGGAUCAAGUUGAACACUUGCGCCGGUGCCCAAAGCUCGAGGUUCUGGAAGUCGGCCACGUUUUCGGCGAGGCCAUCCGCCGUGUGCACCACGGUGAAAGUAUCAGCGUUCUCUUCCAGUAUGACUGAUCGCUGUCUAAAUUUUUUU
Penicillium samsonianum is the source of this 1306-nucleotide messenger RNA. Its product is annotated as ribose phosphate diphosphokinase subunit PRS5. Gene Ontology annotation, cellular component: cytoplasm; ribose phosphate diphosphokinase complex. NCBI's taxonomy places the organism in Eukaryota, Fungi, Ascomycota, Eurotiomycetes, Eurotiales, Aspergillaceae. Gene Ontology annotation, biological process: purine nucleotide biosynthetic process; 5-phosphoribose 1-diphosphate biosynthetic process. The transcript has 3 exons. Gene Ontology annotation, molecular function: ribose phosphate diphosphokinase activity; magnesium ion binding. The record is from RefSeq and is a predicted model, not a curated record. The coding region runs from base 1 to 1287 and encodes 428 amino acids.